AUGUCAUCGACAAAAAACAUAUUCGAUGAUCUUCGAUCAGAAUUCGAUCGUCUUGAUGAAGAUAAAGAUGGUUAUAUAACUCUAAAAGAAUUUCGAGCAUUCCAUUCGAAAACAACGAACGAUGCAUCAGCAAUAGCCAAAGCAUUUGCUGCUAUUGAUUCGGAUAAAGAUGGUCUUGUAACAUUUGAAGAAUUUCAACGUGCGUAUAAAGACUAG
Molecule: messenger RNA, 216 nt
Organism: Rotaria socialis
Lineage: Eukaryota; Metazoa; Rotifera; Eurotatoria; Philodinida; Philodinidae
Source: the annotation of a GenBank genome assembly